This is a messenger RNA of Parnassius apollo (apollo), 585 nucleotides long. The record is from the annotation of a GenBank genome assembly. NCBI's taxonomy places the organism in Eukaryota, Metazoa, Arthropoda, Insecta, Lepidoptera, Papilionidae.
AUGAGCAAAAUUAGUUCUUUGGAAAUUAAAUGCUCUGAAAAUCGAGCUUUCAUACAGCAAUUAGAACAAAAUAUAGAAUCUCUGCAACGUUCCUCCUUAAAAGCUACCGUAGAGUUUCGUAAUAUUCCUGCAAAAAAAGGAAAAGAAUCCACCAGUGAUCUAAUUUCUAUUGUCACUCGUAUCGGCACUGCCCUUAAUUUAGAAAUUAAUCCUUCCGAUGUCCGUGAUGUUUAUCGUCUGCCAAAUAAAUCUGGUUCCAGUGGUAUUAUUGUAGCUGAAUUUACGUCUGUUCUUCUUAAAAAUGAUGUAUUACAAGCUGCUAGAUCCUUCAACUCAAAACGCUCAAUUGAUGAAAAACUAAAUUCCACGCACAUUGGAAUUGAAGGUAAAAAACAACCAAUUUUUGUAUCUGAACACUUCAAUCUUACCACUAGGAAAAUUUUCGCCCAGGCACGUCAGUUUGCAAAGGACAACCAUUAUAAAUACUGUUGGUCUACGAAUGCGCGCAUAUUUCUCCGCAAAGACGAUUCUUCAAAACAAAUACUUAUAAAGACAGAGAAGUGUUUAAAUGAUUUGAUAAAUUAA